This is a messenger RNA of Microsporum canis CBS 113480, 1944 nucleotides long. RefSeq lists its product as hypothetical. The record is from RefSeq and is a predicted model, not a curated record. The transcript has a single exon. Bases 1 to 1944 code for a protein of 647 amino acids. Lineage: Eukaryota; Fungi; Ascomycota; Eurotiomycetes; Onygenales; Arthrodermataceae.
AUGGCCUCGGUAUCGAGUACUCCUCCCAAACGUAAGUUCGUGCCGGAGCUUAUCGAGUCGACCACGAAGUCGUCGUCCUCGUCAUCGCGCAGGGAUGGGGGGAAGACAAGGGACGGCAGUGCUUCCGUUACACCUUCAAAGGGGACCGGCAGGUUUCGGCCACAGCUGAUUGAAACGACGACGGAGACCGGCCGGAAAGCUGUCAGACAGAACAAAGAUGGUGAGAAGGCCACGCAGAGGGGCGCUGGUGUCAGUGGUAAUGGUGGUUCCGGGCUAAGGGAUGCGGAUCGGCAUCAAACCAAGUCGAAGGAUGUCGUCACGAAGCCGCCAGAGUCAUCACCCCGGAAGUUCACUCCACAGCUCAUCGAGACGGGGAAACGGUCGUUUCGUCAGAAUCCAGCAGGGAGCCCUGCUCGUCAGAAUUACGGUAGCACGACCAACACGCUCAGAUUUCGAGCCACUGACUCAGAGUCCAAGUACUCGUAUGCGAGCCUAUCUAGACGCCAGGGGAGCAGACGGCAGUCGUUCCAGGUGCCCAACCUCCCGGCGAUCCCUUCGAACAGCAGCGAGGGCUCCGGAGAGUCCCCGAGCUCGUCGCUCUCGACCUCCCCUACGAACUUCUCCAACGAUGGCGGCCAUCAGAGUGUGCAGGUUCACUACCCGGACUCCUAUACCGGCUCCUAUCCGGACCACCACAUGUACAAUCUUCACUCUCGCCUCGUCUCGGAGAAGUUAAAGGACCAGGCCCUCGCUGCCUUUCCCAAUGAGCAGGUCUACCAACCAGUUUCCCACUUUGCCAUCGACCAGGAAGAUAGCAACUCAGAGGAAGAUGACGAUAGCAUGGAGACUGCCUUUAGACAGCUGUCGAUUGACCUGUCUAGGUUUCGCCGCGAGUCUACCGCCGACCUUGCCUGGGAGCUGGAGGAGAUGCGGAGACACAAGGAGGAGUCGGAAAUGAGGUCUCGUGAGCGCCUCUUUGCAGCUAAUCGUACAUCCAAGUUCUCCGCAGCCGCGCUUGCCGCACGAUACAAAGAUGAAUGGGAAUGUCUCGAGACUGCUAGCUACGAUAUCAUUGGUGGGUGGCAGAAGGGAGUCAACCUUGCGCCUAUGCGGGAAGCCGCAAGCCCGCCAAUGCUGGGAGACGAUAUAGUAUUUACCCGAUGUCAGUCUCCCACGUCGACAUUGAUAGGAGCCGACCAGCAGCCCACUCCAGCCACCAACCAGAGCAAAAAACCUGCUUCCCGUUGUAACGCUGGCGGACUAUGGGCUGCGGACUCGGAUAUGUCUGAUUGCGGUGAAGUCGGGCUUUGGAAUGGGACUUGUAAGAGGAAGUCGGCCAACAAGGCAGCCUGCGAUGGAUCGUCGCAGGACUCAUCACCCCAUCAUUCUGGUCUCGUUACUCCUGCUCCAGAGAGAAUAGACCUGUCUCUACCACCUACCCCCGUAUCUACUCCGCCCGUUGGCUCCCUCCUCAAACCCUCAAAGGAAAUCUCCCCCGACCUCGUCACACUCACCGCUAUUCCUGACACCUCAUCUCCAGCCUCCCCCCCUGCUAUCCUUAUCCAAUCCUACGAUCCCGACCUUGAGCGAGAAAUCGUCGCCGAGUUCAACGAUAGCUUUGUCACACAGAUAUACAACUAUCUAUCACUGGGAUAUCCAUGCUUAGCACGCGACUUCGACGCAGAGCUAAGUAAAAUCACAAAUAUUCCUAUCGACACACUCCGGAGCGAUGAUCAGCACGCUAACGCAAAAGGAUACAUCGACUUGCCUGAUUGUCGAAAUGGUGCAUGCAAUCCCACCACUACCACGACUCCCGGAUGCAUGCGCUGGAAUGCGCUGAAGCAGUAUAUCCACGAAUGGGCGAGACAGCAGCCUCGCUCGGGAGCUGACAGGGCUGUCGACUCUUGGGGCGUCCCAGAGCGAAGAGGCAGCUGGGCUGUCUAG